Penicillium cinerascens is the source of this 888-nucleotide messenger RNA. RefSeq names its product putative mannosylphosphate transferase (Mnn4). The coding region runs from base 1 to 888 and encodes 295 amino acids. The transcript has 3 exons. The record is from RefSeq and is a predicted model, not a curated record. Lineage: Eukaryota; Fungi; Ascomycota; Eurotiomycetes; Eurotiales; Aspergillaceae.
AUGCGGUGGCGAACUCUCGUGGCCCUCGUCUUUGCACUCUGGUCUGCAGUGGCGGCGCUACCCUCACCCGACGAUGCGAAGACCCAGUCCGCACACGGCGUCUAUACCGAUCCUACACUGAAAGACCCAUUAUGGUGGAAAUAUGGACUGAACGCGACCGCCGAGUAUAAAUACUUCCAUGAGCCGGGCCGUGACGAUAUUUUGGGCCAUUACGAUUCGCGAUACUUCACCGGGCCCGUUGACGACGCAGAGCGCGCAGACGUGCUUACCCAUAUGAUCCGCGCAUACCUCGACUUCUUCAGCGAGAAUGGGCUGGAAACAUGGAUUGCACACGGCACCCUGCUGGGCUGGUGGUGGAACGGGAAGAUUCUCCCCUGGGAUUGGGACAUGGACACCCAGGUCCCCGACACCACGCUCGCCUACCUCGCCGACAAUUACAAUCAAACCAUCAUCACGUACAUAUCAACCGGUACUGGAAAGAAGCGAGACUACAUAUUGGACAUUAACCCGUGGUCCCGACAGCGCGAGCGCGGACAGGGACAUAAUAUCAUCGAUGCGCGCUGGAUCGAUAUCUACACGGGUCUCUACAUCGACAUCACCGGCCUGAGUCAAUUGGAGCCUGACCACCUGGAUAUUUGGCAGUGUAAGAACUUCCACAAGUACCGGCUAAAGGAUAUCUAUCCGCUGCGUUGGACUACGUUUGAGGGUGUUCCGGCAAAGGUGCCGUUCCAGUAUGAUUCCAUGUUGAUGGAGGAGUAUUCGGAAACAGCUUUGACUCUGACGAGGUUCCAUAACCAUACUUGGUUCCCUCAUCUGGCGGAAUGGAUCUCUGAUGAGGCCCUUGCUAAUCUGACUAUUAAAUUGCCCGAAGACCGGCAGUAUAAAUGA